Molecule: messenger RNA, 954 nt
Organism: Alternaria alternata
Lineage: Eukaryota; Fungi; Ascomycota; Dothideomycetes; Pleosporales; Pleosporaceae
Exons: 1
Source: RefSeq, a predicted model, not a curated record
AUGUACCUGUCUUUCGCUACUCCCUCAGAUGCCGUUGAAGAGUUUCUCCUCACUGAAAACGCGUUUGGCAUUCAUGAAGGGCCGAACGACUACUCCACCAACCUUUUCACAGGUGAACAGACGACGACUGCAUAUACCGAGUUUCAUAUAAUCAGCGUCGUUUCUCCACGCUUAGUCAUGAUAUUGCGCGAUAACUAUCUCCCAGAACCUUUGGAAGAUCAGCGCGAAGACAUCCGCAAUAACAAGAGAUUGAUGUUGGCAGCUCGUAUGCAGGCGCACAGUCAACCAGACAACGCUAACUCCUUGCUCGAAGACUUGCCAAUAGCGAAAGCUCGAAACUCCUACACUGUGAUUCAAGACGGUCGGCUUGAACUGGCUGAAGGUGCAGACGGAGUGCCUAGAGCGGCAGACAAAUUCUACUUCACUUUCUUCCGCCUGGAGAGCAGACAUGUGCAGACCAUCAACCUUGUCAUGCUGGACCAAGCCCACCACAGCUCGCACAUCGUAUACAAGUCGAAAGUCGCAUUGCAAGCAGCUCUGGACUUCUAUUUGGAUUAUCCAACCCGGACUAGAGGAGUCUACAGUCUGAAGACGAUAAGUGAUCGACCGAACGACCCGAUGCUGGCUUUAUUACGAAAGCUGGAGACGAUUGCCCGUUCAUUGGGCUCAUCUGUCAGAGCGAAGUACUACAUCGACCCGCUUGAUGAAAUCAAGGAUACGCCGCCUCCUGACGGAGCGCCGACUUUCAAUGACGUGGUUGCCCAAGUUUUAGAAACAAUAGAAAACGAUUGCCCGACAGUAAGUCUCGUGGCGCUGCCCGCAACCGUCAUGAGUGAGGUGUUAAGCAAGCUGAAGAUGUCUGCUUCAACGAUCAAAAGGCUUGACUUGAUGGCGAUGGCGGAUAACCGACGCUGCUUCCCAGACCAGAUUUUUCUAGCAGUGCUUAAGGCAGAC